CGUCGCCUUAUGAUAUCAUAUUUGAACAACUUCCACUCCUAUGUGCUUAUGACAGAGGCUCUGUUUGAUGUUAGGUUUUUAGUUGGACAAGUCUUAAGACCUUCCGUAAUCUUGGAUUUGAGGGUUGCUCAUCCAUGUGUAGGACACGAAAUAACUUGAAUUGAUCGGCAGUCUUAAUACAGCAAGUAAGGACUGAUUUCCCGGAGCCCACCUCAGAAAAUCACAACACAUCGCCUAGCGAGCUUAUCUAUUACCUCCACUAUUAUCCACUAUGGUGUCUGAUCAGCGUCUCCAAGACUGCAGAGCACACAUAGACUCCCUGCUCAACAUCAAGGGCCAUGCGGGACUUCGAAAAACGUCAUAUCCGUCUCGAAGCCUAAAUUUUCUAGGUCGCCAAGAGGUCCAUCCAUUCCACCAGAAGCUGCCUCGAAAUGAAUCAGAUGCUCUAACAGAUGAGCAAGCAAAAGUCUUGCUUGAUAUUAUCAUUGUAGGGGCAGGUUUAGGUGGUUUAGCAACAUCUAUAGCACUCAGAAGACGCGGCCAUAAAGUCACAGUUUUCGAGAAGGCAGAGAAGUUAGAUGAAGUUGGCGCCGGCAUCCAAAUCCCCCCAAAUUCCUCCCGCCUCCUCCUAAAAUGGGGUCUUGGCCCCUAUCUCACCCCCAAGGCGCAUGAACCCACAGCCAUAAAAAUGCGACGUUGGCAAGAUGGAUCGAUCAUUGGAUUAACGCAACUCGUGCCUGACUUUCAGGACCUAUUUCAUGCCCCGUAUUUUGUGGUACAUAGGGGCAAUCUGCAGCUGGCUAUGUAUCAGCGAGCGUUGGAUUUGGGAGUCGAUGUUAGGGUGAAUAAGGGGGUGGGCGGGUAUGAAUUAGAUGGAGAAGUGGGAACAAAAGCGGGUGUUGUACUAGAAGACGGGAGUGUGCAUUAUGCGGAUUUGAUUGUAGCAGCGGAUGGAGUCAAAUCUGAGGCUAGGAAAGUUGUGUUUGGUGGGGAGGAUCAAGCGCCACGGAGAACGGGGUUUGCGGCAUAUCGCGCGAUGGUAGAUACAGAGGAGAUGAGAAAGCAUCCACAGGUGUCGUGGUUGCUGGAGAAUCCGGGGCAGAAUUUGUGGCUCGGUGAAAUGCGCCAUGUUAUGACGUACACUGUUGCCGGUGGCAGUGCCUUCAACAUGGUGCUCUCCCACCCCGAAGACUCCGACCCUAGUACCUGGAACCAAGACACCGCCAUCCAAGAGAUGAAACAGCAUUUCGCCGGAUGGGACCCUCGUCUCACCAAAAUCAUCAACAUGAUAAAAUCCACAUUAAAAUGGCCGCUACUCAGCGGUGAGCCGCUGAGCACCUGGCUCCACCCAUCCUCCAAGCUGGUGAUUAUAGGCGACGCUGCACACGCAAUGGUACCGUACAUGUCCUCCGGCGCCGCCAUGGCCGUCGAAGACGGUGCCGCGCUUGCGGAAAUCUUGUGCCUCAUCACCUCACCUCAAGAUCUCCCUCGUGCGCUGAAAGUAUUCGAAAGAGUAAGGAUAUUGAGGGCAGGGCAGAUACAGGAAGCGAGUCUUGUAAAUGGGAAGAUCUGGCAUUUUGCGGAUGGGGCGGAGCAGAGAGCGAGGGAUGAGAGUAUGAGGGAAGAGGUAGCAGGGAGGAUGGGAGAGGAGAGUGCGAAUCAGUGGAGUGAUAGGGUUACUAUGGAGUGGGUUUAUGGGUAUGAUGCUGAGAGGGAGGUAGCGGUGGCAUGGGAGGAUGAUGCUAGGGAAAAGCCGAGGCCUUGAGGGGUUGUUGGGAUGUUUUGGGAUGCAGUUUGUGCUUCUACUCGCUUGCGAAAAUGUUUGGUUACUGUCUUCACACCCUCGGUAGCCCCGUUUGAAGUUUGGAGGUUUUCAGGUCAUGCCUAACUCUUGAGUAUCGCCAAUCAAAUGUCGAAGUAGAAAACUAG
This is a messenger RNA of Lindgomyces ingoldianus, 1929 nucleotides long. RefSeq names its product FAD/NAD(P)-binding domain-containing protein. Bases 272 to 1765 code for a protein of 497 amino acids. The transcript is spliced from 4 exons. Gene Ontology annotation, biological process: secondary metabolite biosynthetic process. The record is from RefSeq and is a predicted model, not a curated record. Gene Ontology annotation, molecular function: FAD binding; monooxygenase activity. NCBI's taxonomy places the organism in Eukaryota, Fungi, Ascomycota, Dothideomycetes, Pleosporales, Lindgomycetaceae.